UCAGACCGCGGCAACUCCUACGUCGUGGAGCUCCCGGACGAGGAGAGGGUGGCGUGGAUCUGGAUGCUGCUGCUGGCGUUCGCCGUGCCCGAGCUCGGCACCCUGUUCCGCUCCGUCCGCAUCUGCUUCUUCAAGUCGUGGCGCCGGCCGCCCUUCCUCGACUUCGCGCUCGUCUUCCUCAUGGAGACGUUCCACGCGGCCGGCACGGGCCUGCUCGUGUUCGCCAUCAUGCCCGAGAUGGACGUGGUGAAGGGCGCCAUGCUGACCAACAGCCUGUGCCUCGUGCCCGGCGUCCUGGGCAUGCUGUCCCGCACCAACAAGGAGGGCCAGCGCUUCGUCAAGGUGCUCGUCGACCUGGGCGCCAUCGUCGCGCAGUGCACCGGGCUGGUGGUGUGGCCGCUGCUGCAGCCGGGCAACGCCACGCUCUGGACCAUCCCCGUCGCGGUGCUCUGCAUCUCGUGCGGCUGGUGGGAGAACUACGUCAACAAGCAGUCGCCCAUCGGCUUCAUCAAGACCCUGGGUCGCGUCAAGGAACGACUAAAACGCACCCGCUACUUCACGUACAUGUUCAUCUCGGUGUGGAAGAUCAUCGUCAUGUUCACCAUGAUGCUGCUCGUCGUCUUGUUCAAGUACGGGAACGUGUCGCACCUGUUCAACCUGCUUCCCAAGGCCCUGUCCGAACACCAGAUCACCGUCUCCGAGGUGAAGAUCCUGGGCACAAACACCCCCGUGGACCUGCUGUCCGAACUGAACCCCACCGGCGACACCGAGUUCGAGAACUCCGCUCACAAGUUCGCCCUGUACACCUGCAUGGUCCAGGUGUUCGCUGCCUACAUUUGCUACAUUUUCGGCAAGUUCGCGUGCAAGAUCAUGAUCCAGGGCUUCAGCUACGCCUUCCCCGUCAGCCUGACGGUGCCCGUCACCAUCUCGCUGGUGAUCGCGGCCUGCGGCCUGCGCAAGGACGACCCCUGCUACUUCGGCUCCUUCAUGCCGCACUACAUCUUCUUCGAGUCGCCGCCGCUGGACCUGCUCAACCAGUUCGUGUUCCAGCAGCACGCCUGGAUCUGGCUGCUCUGGCUGCUCUCGCAGACCUGGAUCACGCUGCACAUCUGGACGCCCAAGUGCGAGCGUCUGGCGACGACGGAGAAGCUGUUCGUCACGCCCAUGUACCAAGGCCUCCUCAUCGACCAGUCCAUGGCCAUGAACAGACGGCGCGACGACGAGGCCGACGUCAAGACGGAGGACCUGACGGAGCUGGAGAAGGGCGUGGACGAGUACUACGAGACCAUCUCCAUCCACACGGACGCGAGUGGCUCGACGCCGGGCAAGAGCGUCAAGUCCUCGGACUACAUCACGCGCAUCUACGCCUGCUGCACCAUGUGGCACGAGACCAAGGAGGAGAUGAUGGAGAUGCUCAAGUCCAUCCUGCGCAUGGACGAGGACCAGUGCGCGCGGCGCGUCGCCCAGAAGUACCUGCGCGUCGUGGACCCCGACUAC
Molecule: messenger RNA, 1497 nt
Organism: Frankliniella occidentalis (western flower thrips)
Lineage: Eukaryota; Metazoa; Arthropoda; Insecta; Thysanoptera; Thripidae
Product: chitin synthase chs-2-like
Exons: 3
Cellular component (GO): cell septum; cell periphery
Molecular function (GO): chitin synthase activity
Source: RefSeq, a predicted model, not a curated record